AUCUGACUCCAUCUUCCCAUCACCACAGGCAACUAUAUAGGCCGGUGAGACGGAGCCACUUCAGGGAACCGUUCCCUUCAUGGAAUAUCAUCUCGCAAGGUCACCCAACCUUGUUAUUAAAUAAUCCCGUGAGUGAGCACGCAAAAAAAAAAGAGGAAGAUGACAUCCACCGCAGAUCGACUGGCCCAACAGCAGCAGAGAGCAGAGGGCAUCGGUACCAACCAGCAAGCAGUGAAGUUUUGUGAUCAGGACUAUGAGUCCCUCCGGGAGCAAUGUCUGAGCAGCGGACGUCUGUUUGAGGAUGACUGCUUCAAGCCUGAGAGCAAAUCACUGGGCUACAAUGAGCUGGGACCAUACUCGUCCAAGACAAGAGGCAUUGUUUGGAAGAGACCCACGGAGUUGUGUCCCGACCCAAAGUUUAUUGACGAUGGGGCCACCAGGACGGAUAUUUGUCAAGGAAUUUUGGGAGAUUGCUGGCUCCUGGCUGCCAUUGCUUCCUUGACUCUCGACCAACGAAUCCUACAGCGUGUGGUGCCGCCUGGACAGAGCUUCACUGAGGAUUAUGCUGGAAUAUUUCACUUUCAGUUCUGGCAGUAUGGUGAGUGGGUGGAUGUCGUGAUAGACGAUCGUUUACCCACCAAAGAUGGGAAGCUGCUGUUUGUUCAUUCAGCGGAGGGCUCGGAGUUCUGGAGCGCUUUGCUGGAGAAAGCUUACGCCAAGGUGACCGGCUGCUACGAGGCUCUGUCUGGAGGAAACACCAUCGAGGGGUUUGAGGAUUUCACUGGAGGAAUUGCUGAAAUUUACACCUUAAACGAGGCUCCACCGGAGCUCUUCAAAAUCAUCCGGAAAGCCCUGAGUCUGGGCUCACUGAUGGGCUGCUCUAUUGAUAUCACCAGUGCCUAUGAGACAGAGGCAGUGACAGCUCUGAAGCUUGUAAAGGGACAUGCAUACUCUGUUACUGGUGCAGAGGAGGUUAACUAUCGUGGCAGUGCUGUUGAACUGGUCCGCAUCAGAAACCCAUGGGGACAAGUGGAAUGGACAGGUCCUUGGAGUGACGGAUCCUCUGAGUGGAAGUACAUCAAUGAGGAGGACAAAUCAAAGCUGAACAACGUGGCUGAAGAUGGAGAGUUCUGGAUGUCCUACUCAGACUUCAUCAAGCACUUCUCCAGGCUGGAGAUCUGCAACCUGACCCCGGACACGCUGGAAAGCGAUGAAGUCGGCCACUGGAACCACUACCAGUUCGAAGGGAUGUGGAGGGUGGGAUCCACUGCUGGCGGCUGCAGAAACCAUGCAGCCACGUUCUCAUCCAACCCUCAGUUUGUUGUGCGUCUGGAGGACGUGGACGACGAUCCUCUGGACGGGGAGGAUGGAUGCACCUUCCUGGUGGGACUGAUGCAAAAGGAUGGGCGGCAGAAGAGGAGGCUUAACCGCGACCUGGAGCCAAUCGGCUUCGCCAUCUAUGAGGUCCCAGAUCAGUACAAAGGCCGCAGCAGCGUCCACCUCGGCCCGGACGUGCUGCUGCGUCAGAAGGCCGUGGCCAUGAGCAGCACCUUCAUCAACACCCGUGAAGUGUGCGAACGCUUCAGACUCCCUCCCGGAGAAUACGCCAUCAUUCCCUCCACCUUUCAUCCCUACAAGAACGGCAGCUUUCUUCUCAGGGUCUUCUCAGAGAAGGAGGCCAAUACCGGUCGACUGGAGGAGAAGAUCGAUGCUAAAAUAGAGGAGGUGGAGGUGUCUGAAAGUGACAUUGAUCCUCAAUUCAAGAAAAUCUUCAAGGAAAUUGCUGGCAGCGACAUGGAGGUAUCCGUCUUUGAGCUGGUUGACAUUUUGAACAACAUUGUCUCAAGCCGCUCUGACAUCAAGACAAAUGGAUUCAGCAUCGAAACAGGGCGUCUCAUAGUCAGUCUGCUGGAUAAAGAUGAAAGUGCCAAGUUGGGGUUGAAGGAAUUCCAUGUUCUCUGGAACAAACUUCAGAAAUACCUGGAGAUCUUCAUGAGCCACGACACAGACAACUCGGGUACGAUGAGCUCCAUGGAAAUGAGAGCAGCCGCAACCAAAGCAGGGUUUCAUGUCAACGGCGCUGUGCUCCAGGCCAUCGUCAAUCGCUAUGCAGACGCCCAGUAUGCAAUAGACUUUGACAACUUUGUGGGCUGUCUUAUUAAGCUGGAAAUGCUCUUCAAAAUGUUUAAGGCCCUGGAGAAAGGAGACUCAGGGAAGAUUGAGCUGACCUUGCAACAGUGGAUGUGCCUGGCAAUCUAUUAGCCCUGAGGACAACA
This is a messenger RNA of Fundulus heteroclitus (mummichog), 2276 nucleotides long. RefSeq names its product calpain-2 catalytic subunit. The record is from RefSeq and is a predicted model, not a curated record. NCBI's taxonomy places the organism in Eukaryota, Metazoa, Chordata, Actinopteri, Cyprinodontiformes, Fundulidae. Gene Ontology annotation, cellular component: cytoplasm. The transcript has 21 exons. Gene Ontology annotation, molecular function: calcium ion binding; calcium-dependent cysteine-type endopeptidase activity. Gene Ontology annotation, biological process: proteolysis. The coding region runs from base 160 to 2262 and encodes 700 amino acids.